CCUACGCUGCGAGCACGGCUUCUCUUCCUUUCUGUCCGACAUCUUUGAACGAGCAGCAGCAUGCCGCCUAAAGACGAUAAGAAGAAAAAGGAUGCGGGCAAGUCCGCCAAGAAGGACAAGGAUCCAGUCAACAAGUCUGGGGGCAAGGCCAAGAAGAAGAAGUGGUCCAAGGGGAAAGUCAGGGACAAGCUGAACAACUUGGUGCUGUUCGACAAGGCCACAUAUGACAAGCUGUGCAAAGAAGUUCCCAACUACAAGCUCAUCACCCCAGCAGUAGUCUCUGAGAGGCUGAAGAUUAGGGGCUCACUGGCCAGGGCCGCCCUUCAGGAGCUGCUCAACAAAGGUUUGAUCAAGCUGGUGUCCAAGCACAGAGCACAGGUUAUCUACACUAGAAACACCAAAGGUGGUGAGGCACCUGCAGGAACAGAGGAGUCAUAACCAGGUCCUGGAUUGGGAGCAGCCAUGUUUUCUAUGUAAAUGAUCUAAUGAAAAUAAAAUUGUGACAUAA
Hyla sarda is the source of this 508-nucleotide messenger RNA. RefSeq names its product ribosomal protein S25 (gene RPS25). The coding region runs from base 61 to 438 and encodes 125 amino acids. Gene Ontology annotation, molecular function: structural constituent of ribosome. Lineage: Eukaryota; Metazoa; Chordata; Amphibia; Anura; Hylidae. The transcript has 5 exons. The record is from RefSeq and is a predicted model, not a curated record. Gene Ontology annotation, cellular component: cytosolic small ribosomal subunit.